AGUGAAUUUGCUUAUGAUGAUGAUGAGGACAAAAAAAUGGAAACAGUGGAGUUCCUGCUGAAACUGACUGUUGCAGCAGCAGAGUGUGAUGCAGCUACAGGAGAGAGUUUCACUAAGCUGCUGACAUCUGUGUGCAGCUACACAACCUUCCCUUUAGAUGGAGAUGAUGAAAAUUACAGUUCUGAAGUUCAGUGUGAUUUCCUGCUGGAUCUGUUCUCACAAGUGAAGGACUAUGAGACUCGAACAGGCAGGAGUGUCCUUCCAGCAUUACAGCCAGUUUACCAGUCAGCUCCUGCAGUCUGGAAAAUAGACCUCUUAGAGAGAAAGACCUCCCUCCUCCUAGAAGUGCUGAAACUCCAAAAGGUGAUGAAACCAGUAGAGCUGAGAGGCUGGUCAGAUGAAGAGAGUGAAGUGAGGAGUUUCCUUCAGUGUCUGCCCUACAUCUCCCAGCUGAGGUUUGGUGAAUUUUUUUAUGAUGAUGAGGACAAAAAAAUGGAAGCAGUGGAGUUCUUGCUGAAGCUGACUGUUGCAGCAGCAGAGUUUGAUGCAGCUACAGGAGAGAGUUUCACUAAGCUGCUGACAUCUGUGUGCAGCUACACAACCUUCCCUUUUAGAGAUGAUGAUGAUGAUGAUGAUGAUUGUAUUGAACAAAAGUGCUUUACUGACUUCCUGCUGGAUUUGUACUCACACGUGAAGGACUCUGAGACUCAAACAGGCAGGAGUGUCCUUCCAGCAUUACAGCCAGUUUACCAGUCAGCUCCUGCAGUCUGGAAAAUAGACCUCUUAGAGAGAAAGACCUCCCUCUUCCUAGAAGUGCUGAAACUCCAAACAGGGAAGAAACCAGUAGAGCUGAGAGGCUGGUCAGAUGAAGAGAGUGAAGUGAGGAGUUUCCUUCAGUGUCUGCCCUACAUCUCCCAGCUGAGGUUUGAGCAUCCUUUUUAUUAUAAUUUACACAAGAGAAGAUCUGGAUUAGAGUUUCUGCUGAAGCUGACUGUUGCAGCAGCAGAGUGUGAUGCAGCUACAGGGGAGAGUUUCACUAAGCUGCUGACAUCAGUGUGCAGCUACACAACCUUCCCUUUAGAUGGACAUGAUGAGAAUGACAGUUCUAAAAAUCAGUGUGAUUUCCUGCUGGAUCUGUUCUCACAAGUGAAGGACUAUGAGACUCAAACAGGCAGGAGUGUCCUUCCAGCAUUACAGCCAGUUUACCAGUCAGCUCCUGCAGUCUGGUACAUAGACCUCUCAGAGAGAAAGACCUCCCUCUUCCUAGAAGUGCUGAAACUCCAAACAGGGAAGAAACCAGUAGAGUUGAGAGGCUGGUCAGAUGAAGAGAGUGAAGUGAGGAGUUUCCUUCAGUGUCUGCCCUACAUCUCCCAGCUGAGUUUCAGUGGUGCUGAGCAGUGUGUCCCGUCUCUGUGUAAAGAGCUCUGGUCCAGAGAGCAGACACAGCAGGUGUCUCCUCUGCUCCAAGCCCUGGGCUUCACCCUCUCUCUGGGAGGAGAGUUACCCACUUCCAGCUGCAGAGCUGUGGGGAGAGUGAUGGGGCUGUCAGCAUCCACACUCAACCUCACUCUAAACCCACGAGCCAUCUCUCUCAGAGGAGCCCGGCUUCUCUUCACACACAUCACACACCUGCAGACACUCAGGCUGAGUGGUGGUGUGGUGGUGAGAAUGGUACGAGCUCUGGGGGCAGUGAGAUCUCCUGCUACAGUGACUGUUGAGGAGCUUUCACUCAUCCUGAGCAGCACACAGCAGACAGAGGGGGCGCUGUCCAGGGUCCUGAGCAGCUUGGCUUCUCUCCUGAGACUCUGGCAUGUCCAGUGCCUGAACCUGACUGAGUACAAGAUGGAGGCCCAGUCUCUCACUGUCCUACUGUGUCACCAGGGCCCUCUGACCAUCAGGUUGAGUAAAGAGACUCUCCAGCAUCUGGUUGUAGUGGUGUAUGAAGCUCAUGAGGAGGACCUUACUCGCUGCUUCCUGCAGAAAGUGGGCGGAGAACUGACUUCCUGCACUCUGAACUGGGAAGUGAUUCACUAUUUCCUGCAGUAUCAAACUGUUACUGUGGACUUUAGGAAGAGCAGCAUUAAGCAGCAAAACCCCAGAGACCUUCUGCCUGUACUGGCCAGACUUCAGAUCAGAAGACUGAGCUCCAGCUUUGUACUGUCCAUCAUCAGAGAGAUCUAUCAGACUGGCUCUGCUCAUUGUGUGUCCAGCUUGUUGAGUUCAGCAAAGAACUGCAUCAACCUGAACAGCAGAGAGCUGGACUCUGUCCACUGUGCUGCCCUGCGCUUCACCCUCCAGCACUGCACAGCAGUCUCUCUCAGCCUGCUGUUCACCUCCAUACCAGAGGGGGAGCUAGGGAGCAUUUUACCUCUGUUCAAACACGUCUCCAGGCUCAGUGUUGACAGGCUGCUGUUGCUGAGGCUGCUCCACUGCUGCAGUGUCUCUGAACUCCAGCAGGGGGCAGCAGCAGCAGAUCUGCUCUCUGCUCUGCAGCACAGACUGGACUUCUCCUGCAGCUCUGCUAUGGACCUGACAGCAGACACACAGACACACACACUGACUCUGAGCACUGAGGACUGCAGAGUUGUCUCCAUGGUCAUCCAGAGAGCUCACACGCACACACAGCUCACUCUACACGACUGUGAGAUAGAGGAACCUGGAGUGGAGCAACUCUUCCCUAUUUUACAUACAGUCACGCUGCACUGCAGUAAAGCCACGCUGCUCCAGUUUCUGUCACUUGUCCGUGUGGGGACUGAGUUGGAGUGUGUGAGACGCGCUGUGGCUCUCUCCCGGGCCCUGGGUGAGAUGGUGGACCUCAGUCAGACCCGGCUGGACCAGCAGACCUGUAGGUCACUGGCGCUGUUUCUGGAACAUUCUGAAGGGCUGUCAGAACUGGACCUCAGCCACUGUCAGCUCACUGACCACUGCCUGCAGAUGCUGUUCCCACACCUGCACAAAGCCCACAUCCUGGACCUCAGUCACAAUGACAUCACUGACGUGUCAGCAAAGAGGAUCUAUGAUACUGUCUCCACCAACAACAAUAUUCACACUGUGAGACUCUUCAACAACAGAAUUACAGACAGACAGCUCUUCAUCUCGGACAAGCGCUUUGAAAUCUGGUGAUGUUAAUGUACUUUUAAUAGGUUGUCAUGAGUGUGUAAAAUAUAGUUUUGUUGUUAAUGGAAAAAUAUAUCAUGAAGUUGACCGCAAAUAGUUUCAGGUAUAUCAGUACUGUAAGUCCCUAUGAACAGUUCAAGUUCAAGUUCAAGUAAGUCCCUAUGAACAGGGCUCAGUUCCUAGUCAGGGAACAUUCUACUCUGGGAUAAAUGAAGUGUAUUCUUCUGUGUUCUUAAGUCAUAUACAGUAUUUACUGAUCAUAGAGCUGAAACCAGAACUCAUCACUUAAAUUUCCAUUUAUGGCAUUUAGCUGAUGCUUUUAUCCAAAGCAACUUACAAUUAUGACAGAGUACAACUUGAUCAAUUACCAGAAAUGUUCUUACCAGAAAUAAUGAGUAAAUGUAUGUGGUCUGUGAUCCUCUACUGUUUCCAGUAUGAAUCAGGCCUCCUGAUAAUGAUGAAAUUGUCUCAUUAUCAACAUUCACUUCUCAGUGCCACGUAACACCCAUCCCUACUGUCAUUAUGGAAUAUUAAUUUAUCUGUAUGUUUACUGCUGGAACAUCCCUCUUGUUAGAAUUUCCUACACUGUGACUCCCUUUUCUGUAAACAGUCUAUCCUUAUAGACUUGUAGUGAUAAACUGUAUCGUUUUUGAUACUGCCUAUUCUAUCAUGUCUGAAUAUGUCGCACUUGCUAUAUAAUUUACAUAUUUCCACUAACUCAUCUGCUUUGCCAUCUGUAUAUACUCAUGUUUUUCUGAAUAAAGCAUCUGUGCAAAUCCAAAA
This is a messenger RNA of Electrophorus electricus (electric eel), 3900 nucleotides long. The record is from RefSeq and is a predicted model, not a curated record. NCBI's taxonomy places the organism in Eukaryota, Metazoa, Chordata, Actinopteri, Gymnotiformes, Gymnotidae.